This is a messenger RNA of Closterium sp. NIES-65, 1071 nucleotides long. The record is from the annotation of a GenBank genome assembly. Lineage: Eukaryota; Viridiplantae; Streptophyta; Zygnematophyceae; Desmidiales; Closteriaceae.
AUGCUGCCGAGCCGCAGUACCGCCGAGUCGCCCGAGCCGCCAGAGCCGCCGAGUCGCCGAGCUGCAUUUCCUGCCGAGCCGCCAAGUCCCCGAGCCGCCCGAGCCGCCCUGUCCGAUGACCUGCAGCUUUUCCUACAAUGCGAUAGGGCAGACGGUCUCUCCCUCUUUGACCUCACUUCUGGUGCGUCUCCUGCCCCUGCUGCUGAUGCUGACGCCAUUGUUCGCUCACAGUGGGCCACACGCGAUGCUGCUGCACGUCUUGCUGUGCGUCACCACCUGCCUACCUCUGAGCGUGCGCACUUUAGCCAGUACAAGAGUGCUCAGACCUUGUACGGCGCUGUAGUUGCACGCUACUCCUCCCCUGCCACUGCUGCACUGAGCCGCCUCAUACUACCGUACCUCUUCCCUGACCUUGCUGCCUUUCCCACAGUCACUGACCUCAUUACGCACCUCCGCACUAGUGACACUCGCUACCGCGCUGCACUUCCUGCUGGGUUCUGCGCCAAGAACCCCCCCCCCAUGUACUUCACCCUCUACUAUAUAGUCACCCGGCUCCCUGACUCUCUCCGCGUAGUCAGGGACCACUUCCUCUCACUUUGCCCCACCACUCUCACCGUUGACCUCCUCGAGAAGGCCCUCCUAGCGGCAGAGAAGAGCAUAGUCACUGUAGGAGCCUCUCGUGGUGGCCCUCGCACCCUCGUCUUUGAGGGGUGUUCUCCCUCCCCCCUUUUGUCCUCUGUUGCCUCUGCUGCUGCGGCCGACCUCGUUGGUUUCGAGUCGGUCGGCGCUGCGUCUGCCCCGAGCGGGAGACACCGCACAGGCAAGGGCAAGGGGGGCAAGGGCGCUGGAGGGGCUGGCGGGGGUGGCGGAGGUGGCGGUGGCGGCAGUGGAGGGAGUGGGGGUGGUGGUGGGAAUGGUGGCGGGGGUGGAGGUGCCAGUGGCGGCAGUGGAGGCGGAGGUGGAGGCGGCGGUGGCGGUGGGGGCGGAGGUGGCGGAGGUGGCGGCGGAGGAGGAGGCGGCGGCGGAGGAGGCGGAGCUGGUCGGGGUGCAGCAGUGGCAGGGGACGAGUAG